Molecule: messenger RNA, 4899 nt
Organism: Octopus bimaculoides (California two-spot octopus)
Lineage: Eukaryota; Metazoa; Mollusca; Cephalopoda; Octopoda; Octopodidae
Biological process (GO): regulation of transcription by RNA polymerase II
Cellular component (GO): nucleus
Molecular function (GO): DNA-binding transcription factor activity, RNA polymerase II-specific
Source: RefSeq, a predicted model, not a curated record
AUAACACAAAAUAGAUAAGUAUACGAAGUUUGAAAGUCUUUCGGUACCAAAAACACUACAUAAAACAUAAAUGAAAACUGGUGCCCCCGUUUUAAAAUAGAUCUGGUGCUUGAACUUCACCAUAUUCCUUUUGUUACUAUUAAGUUGGUUUUUUAGAGCAUAAAUUUACAUGAAAUUUUGAUGAACAGUUUUAAUUCUGUUCAUUUUAAAAUAGGUAGUUUGUAUUGUAGAACCAGGGGCAGUUUCAAACAAGUUGAUAUCAAAAUGGUUAAGCAAUUUACUACAAAGAUUCUUUUCACAUUCUUCAAAAAGCAGUUAAUCUUACCCUAUCUUAAAAAAGGAGGACUCUACCAAAUGAUGUAGUCCUAGAUUUACUUUACAACUGCAAUUGAGAAUGAUUUGGUAUCGACAAAUGCCAUGCUUUUACAAAUGGGUUUUGGUGCCUGUAUAAUUGUGAGUACCUAAAGAGACCUUGAGCCUUCUUCUACCUUUGAACUAGCAGAACAGCUGUGACAUCACAGCCAGAGGGAGAGAGGGUUGCACCAGCUCUGGGCUGGUACUUUGUUUAUUAACCCCAAAGGUGUGAGAAGCAAAGUUAACCUCAGUGGGAUUUGAGCUAAAAGUGAAGAGAGCUGGAACAAAUAAUGCAAUGUAUUUGGUCUGAUAUUCUAAAGAUUCUGCCAAACAUGAUUUAAUUGUCUUAUUAAAAGCUCAAAACUUUUUUGAUCAUAGGUCUGCUGCAUCAGGGCUAAUCCAGAACUAAACCCCUAAGGAAUGACUAAUGACAUCUCUAUAGAAAGAAGAAUUUCAAGUUCUGCUAUUCUGUCAUUUAAAAUAUACUAUAGAACACAAUCUAAAAGUGUAGGUGGAGUUUGCAAUCUUUUCUUUUACUUGUUUCGGUCAUUAGACUGCAGCCAUGCAGGGGCACCACUUUGGAGAAUUGUUUAGUCAAAUGAUUUGACCCCAAGACUUAUUUUUUAAGCCUGCUGCUUAUUCUAUCAAUUCUUUUGCUGAACCACUAAGUUAUGGUAACAACACACCAGCACCAGUUGUCAAGUGGUGUGUAUGUGUGACAAACACAGACACAAAGACACACACACAUAGAUAUAUGUAUAUGAUGGGCUUCCUUCAGUUUCUGUCUACCAAAUCAAGGCUUUGGUCAACCCAAGGCUAUAGUAGAAGACACUUGCCCGAGGUGCCACACAGUGGGACUAAACCCGAACCUUGUGGUUGGGAAGCAAGCUUCUUACCACACAGUCACACCUGCACUUGAAGAAUUCACAUGAAGUAGUCUGAUAUAAAUUUUUCAUGACAAAUUAUAAAGUUAAGUCAAUUAUUCACAUAAAGGUUUGUAUCUAGAGCUUAUUUACAGUAUAGGAAUGCAUAUCCUGUGUUUCUAAGUAUCCUCUUUAAAUUGAAUUGUUUAUUUAUAAUUUCAGAUUACCAGAUAACAUUGGCAUUGAAAUUUUUCAACAAUUUUCAUCAUCUUUUAAAGUUGAAAGGAAAAUGUUGUACACAGCAGAUGAAACACUCUUUAUAUGAUUUUGUGGUUGAAUUAUCAUGAAAUAUUUCUUCUUAAAACUGAGAUUGAUAACAACACUUCUCUACUUCACUACCAGGAAUAUACACAAGAUAAUUUUGCAUUCUAUUUAAAUGUGGAUAAAUUUACCACAGAUAUAACUGGUUUCUCUGCAAGAAUUUCAUGUGAAUAUACUGUGAUAAACGGAUUCAUUUUUUUUGUUGGUUCCUUAUUACCAGUCAAGGUUUUGUCACAAAAAAAUCAUCUUGGAAUAAUUAUCCCAGAAAUCCUUAAAUCUCAAUAAAAUCAGCUUAUGACUGUCUGCAGCAUUUUCAAAUAUUGAGAGGAUUUGAGGUGAUGGGAAAAUAGUUGAAGAAGUAUAUAUUAGGAAUAAAAUAUGAAAAAACAAGAUCCCUAUAUUGUGGUGACAGAAUAAAAAAAAAAUUAUGGCAAAUGAAUUAUGUGAGAACCAGAUGAAAUAUCAAAUACAAUCUAGAUGGAUUGAUUCUGAUGAGAUGCUAAAACAGAUUGGUAAAACAGCAUAUCACUGUUGUAUCUGUAAGAAGUUAUUUUCUCAGAAAACUGACCUAAGUAGACAUGAACACAUUCAUACAGGAGAGAAACCAGAUCAUUGUGAUAUCUGUGGUAAAUUGUUUUCUCAGGAUGGGGAAUUAACUAUGCAGAAAUAUAUUUAUAAAGAGGAGAGUCUAUAUCACUGUGAUACUUGUGGCAUAUCAUUCUCUAAAAGCAUUGACCUUAAAACUCAUAUACGUAUUCAUACAGGAGGCAGACAAUAUCACUGUGAAACGUGUGGUAAAUCAUUCUCCGGAUCAAGUAAUUUAACUCGGCACAAACGGAUUCAUACAGGGGAGAAGCCAUAUUGCUGUGAUAUAUGUGGUAAAGCAUUCUCUCGAAAUGGUUGCUUGAUUGUUCACAAACGUGUUCAUACUGGAGAAAGGCCAUAUCACUGUGAUAUCUGUGGUAAAUCAUUUACUGAAAGAGGAAGUGUAGCUUCUCACAAACGUAUUCAUACAGGAGAAAAGCCCCAUUACUGUGAUAUCUGUGGUAAAUCAUUUUCUGGAAGAAGUAACUUAACUAAACACAGAUAUACUCAUACGGGAGAAAAUCUACAUCAUUGUAAUAUCUGUGGUAAAUCAUUCUCUCGGAGUAGUGACUUAACUGCCCAUAAAUAUAUUCAUACAGGAGAGAAACCACAUCACUGUAAUAUCUGUGACAAAUCAUUCUGUCGAGUAACUGACUUAACUAUACACAAACGCAUUCAUACAGGAGAAAAACCAUAUCACUGUGAUAUCUGUGGUAAAUCAUUCACUGGAAAAGGUAACUUAACUAAACACAAACAAAUUCAUACAGGAGAGAAACCAUAUCACUGUGAUAUCUGUGGCAAAUUGUUCUCCCGACUAAGUCAUUUAACUGGACACAAACGCAUUCAUACAGGGGAGAAACCAUAUCACUGUGACGUUUGUGGUAAAUCAUUCUCUUAUAAUGUUGACUUAACUACUCACAGACGCAUUCAUACAGGAGAAAAGCCAUACCACUGUGAUAUCUGUGGUAAAUCAUUCUCUAGAAGUGGUGAAUUGACUACUCACAGGCGCAUUCAUACAGGAGAGAAGCCAUAUCCCUGUAAUAUCUGUGGUAAAUCAUUCUCUGUCGCAUCCAGUUUAACUACUCACAAACGUAUACAUACAGGAGAGAAGCCAUAUAGCUGUGAUAUCUGUGGCAAAUCAUUCUGUGGAAAAAGUAAUCUGACUAAACACAAACUAAUUCAUACAGGAGAGCGUUCAUAUUACUGUAACAUUUGUGGCAAAACAUUCAGUCAAAAUAGUGACUUAACUAAACACAAACGUACUCAUACUGGAGAGAAGCCAUAUCCCUGUGAUGUCUGUGGUAAAUCUUUCUCUCAACGUGGUAAAUUGACUACUCACAAACGUAUUCAUACAGGAGAGAAGCCAUAUCACUGUGAUAUCUGUGGUAAAUCAUUUUCUCAGAGUUGUGAAUUAACUACUCACAAACGUAUACAUACAGGAGAUAAGCAAUACCAUUGUGAAAUUUGUGGUAAAUCAUUCUCUCAAAUAGGUCACUUAAGUGGACACAAGCGCAUUCAUACAGGGGAGAAGCCAUAUCACUGUGAUAUCUGUGGUAAAUCAUUCUCAAGAAAUAGUGACUUAACUAUACACAUGCGUAUUCAUACAGGAUACAAGCCAUAUGAAUGUGAUAUCUGUGGUAAGUCAUUCUCUAGGAAAGGUGAUUUAACUACCCACAAGCGUGUUCAUACAGGGGAAAAGCCGUAUCAUUGUGACAUUUGUGGUAACUCUUUCUCUGUGAUGUGUAGCUUAACUAAACACAAACGCAUUCAUACAGGAGAGAAACCAUAUCAUUGUGAUAUUUGUGGUAAAUCAUUCACGGGAAGUGGUGAUGUAACUGUUCACAAACGUAUUCAUACAAGACAAAAACCAUAAAUAUCAAUGUGAUAUGUAGUAAACCAUUCUUUGUUACAACAUAUAGCUUAACUAUUUAUAAAUUUAUUCAUGCAGGAAAGAAGCUGUAUUAUUGGGAAUUCUAUAACAAUUUUUCUUCUCCAAAAUGUGACUUAAGCACGAAUAUACACAACAAAAAUGCUUUUACAGACAUUCCUGAUCUUGGUCAUUCUCAGAAAAUGCUAUAAUUAUAUUUACCUUUAUUUUCACCAAGGACUAGUCAACCACAUUAGAACUGGUCUCAUGAAACAUGCACCCAGUACACACUGUAAAAUGGUUGCAAGCAAGCAGAGAAAAUUCAUGGUUAAAAGGGUUCUCCAGUCUUGUCUUGCCAAGUAUGUGGCAACUUCUAGUGCUGUUACUCUCAGUAAAGUGAUUAGUGAUGGGAAUGGUAUCCAGCUGUUGAAACCUAUUCAAAAUGAAACAUUGGGUUCUGGUCUACAAGAGUAGGUAGUAAGAACUAACUCAAAACUGUGAAGGCAUAUGCAACCCAUGAUAGCAUAGAAAGCAGAUAGAAAGUGGUGUUGAUGACAAUGAAGAAGUCUAGUGCAUCACUUUUAUAUGUAUUCUAUGAAAGAAAUACAUUAUUUAACCACAUAUAUUUGUACAGGUGAGAAUGUAUUACAACUUCCUAAUACCAUUUUAUAAUCAUAACUGUAUCAACAUUUGUGCGAUUAACUUAAUAGUGUGAUAUUUUAAAAUAAAUGCAUUUUUCAGAAUAUAUAUAUAUAUAUAUAUCCCCCCUCUCUCUCUUUUGGAGAGAGGCACAAGCACAUACACAGACAUAUACACACACGGCAGUAACUUUCGCCUACCAAAUUCAAUCACAAAGCUUCGGUCGGCUCAGGGCUAUAGCAGAAGACACUUGCCCAAGGUGCCACGCGG